CAUGGCCUCCUGCAAAGGACGCAUGUACCAAGAUAACUAGUGUGACGCUCCAAAACAGUGUUCAGCAGGAAAAAGGAAGACUGUGGUGGACACGUAUCGGAGCUUGAGGAUGAAUCCUACAUGAGAGUACUAGAACCAAACAAGACAUGGAGAAGUUCGGCAUGGCUUUUGGGGGUGGCCCCAGCAAAAAGGAGCUAUUGGACACCAUAGAAGGGCAGAAGAAACAGCUGGGCCAGUAUCAAACCCGCUUUAAGGAUGUUGUCCGGGCCUACAAGGGUCUCCUCAAGGAAAAGGAGGCUCUGGAAGCUAGCCUGAAGGUCCUAACAGUGUCCCAGGAAGUAGACCUGGGCCACUGCAGUGACGACCCAUCCUUACCCGGCGGGGUCACCAACGCUUCACCCUUGACCUCUGACCUCGGGGACGACCGCUCCUCUCUGCACAGUGAGGACAGUCUGGACACGGCGGCGUCCGUGGACACGGCAGCCAGCGGCAGCACCAAGGGGGACCCGCUGGAGGAGGAGCAGCGGCAACGGUCCGCUUCUGUAGGAGAUGUCACCAGCCUGGGGGUCCCCACAGCCUCCAGCCAGACCCAGUGUUCGGAGGAGGCCAGCGGGUCGGAGAGUGGUGUCAGCACCAGUAGCAGCGGGGGGCUGGAACAGCAGCAGCCGCCGCAGCAGCCAACGCCGCCGCAGCCAACGCCGCCGCCACCACAACCACAGGCACCGCUCACCACGUCCAGCGCUUCUUCAGAAGUAGACCGGCGCAUUCUGCAGCUAAAGGCCCAGCUGAACACGCUGACCAGCUCGCUGACCACGGUCUCCCAGGAGAAGUCCCGCAUGGAGGCCUCGUUCCAGGCGGACAAGCGCAAGAUGAAGCACGACAUGGAGGAGCUGCAGAAGACGCUGGAGGACACCCAGAGACACCAGGAGGCAGAGAUGAGAGCUCUGCAGGAUCAGCUGGCGGAGACCAAGGCCCGCGUGAUCACGGGGCAGCACGAGCGGGAGCAGGAGCAGGGCGACCACGCGCACAUGCUCCGCGAGCUCCAGAAGCUCCUGCAGGAGGAGCGCGGCCUGCGGCAGGACGCCGAGCUCAAGCUGGAGGACUCCCGCGAGACCCUGAUGGAGACCAUGCAGGUCGCGGACCGGGGGCUGGACUACGAGCUGCGUCUGAAGGAGGCCCUCCAGGAGCGAGAGGAGAUGAGGAGGAGCCUCCAGGCAGCGGAGGCUGAGAGGAGCAAGCCCGACCCCCUGGUGGAGGAGCUUCAGAGGGAGGUCACCCAGCUCAAGGUCCACUUCCAACAGCAGCUCCAGCAUGAGAUUCGAAAGGCCACCCAAGCCGACGAGCGUCUGCAAGACCAGGCCCGUCUGGAGGAAGGCCGCGUGGCGAGCCUGGAGGAGCGCGUCUCGGAGCUGUCGGAGCUGCUGGGCGCCUGCGAGCGCACCCGCCAGAAGGACCAGCAGACGGCCCAGAGGCUGCGGGAGCGCGUGCUGCAGCUGGACACGGAGAACAAGACGCUGGCCAUCGCUGCCACCUCCUCCUCCUCCUCCAGCCGCACCGGCGUCGGGUGCGACAUCAUCCACACCCUCAACCUGGACGAGGCCAACCUGGACAUCAGCAUGCUGAAGGACAAGAUGGAGGUGAUGAAGAAGCUCCUCAAGAGAGCCACGCAGAGGAACAUGCAAGGGAUGGUGAUCGAGAAGCUUGGAGAACAGGAGUCGGGAGAGGAGGAGGAGGUGGUGGGCAGGACAAAGGUGGAGGAGUCCGACGUGGAGAGGAGGUCAGCGCUGUUCUACCAGCAGGAGCUGAAGCAGGUGAAGGAGGAGUUCGAGCGCUACAAGGUGCGAGCGCAGGUGGUGCUCAAGAACAAGAACGCCAAAGAUGGCAGCCAGGCCAAGGAGCUGGAGGACGCGCGCGACCAGCUGGCCGAGCUCAAGGAGAAGUACAUCAACCUGCGCAUCCACAGCGACGAGGCGGAGGCGCGUCACCGCGGCGUGCUGGAGGAGCGCCACCAGGGGGCGCUGGCCACGCAGCAGGGCCACAAGCAGGAGCUGGACAGGCAGGAGGCGCAGCACCGGGAGAACUUCCUGCGGUGGAGGAGGAAGCUGCACAAGCAGCGCGACCGCACCAUGGCGCUGCUCGCCGAGAAGGACCAGGAGCUGGAGCGUCUGCGGAGCGCCGCCGCGGCCAACGUGUUCGGCUUCACGAGUCACCACCGCGGCGGCGGAGGCGGAGGGACGUCCGAGACCGGAGCGGGGUCGCAGGGGGACGACCUGGAGUUCGACAGCCAAGCGCAGGAGGAGAGCGACUUCAUCGCCCAGGCCCUGAGGCUGGCGGGGCCCAACGAGCCGACCCUGCUGCUGUACGCCGAGCAGCUGGCCAGGAAGGAGGUGGAGAACGGCGCCCUCCGCAGGCAGAAGCGGCGCCUGGAGGAGGACGUCCACCAGCUGCAGGGCAAGCUGAUCGCCAACGGCGAGCGGCACGACGAGGAGGCGGCGGACCUCCGGGCCGAGCUCGACAAGCGCAUCCGGGACCAGGGCCGCGAUGGCGCCAACCUGGAGUACCUGAAGAACAUCAUCUACAAGUACCUGACCCUCCAGGACAUUAGGGGGCGCCAGCAGACCCUGACGGCCAUCCUCACCAUCCUGCACUUCAGCCCUCAGGAGAAGCAGGCGGUCAUCAAGCAGCAGGCCCAGGGUUGGUGGGGGGCGGCAGGGAAGAGGUAACAGGAGUGUGAGGACAUUUUGGAUUCUGGUGAAGGACUACAGACUAAGCUAUAACUUAUUUUCAUCGAAACAACUGGGGUUCCUUUUGGAUUGAUCAACCCAACACCUAUUAUUGUAUAACUGUGUGAUUUUGUGGACUUGCUUAUCACAGACACCCAUUUUCUGUCUGUUUCUAUCGCUGUUAAACAUGUCAUGCAUUCAUAUACACUUAUCUGCUUGGAGUUCACCUGUGUUUACUAACUCAUCCAUAUGUGCUGAGCAUUGGACCAUAUCUUCAUAUCUUUACUGCUACUGUUUGUCACUACUUUGCCUUUUUUACCUGUCAGCUUUUGAAGUCAGCUGUACUUUUCAUCUGUAGAGAAUACUACAGUGCCUGUGUGAAGCUGCUCUUUAAGGCUGUGUGUGAGGACAAUUUGUGCAAUAACAACCAGCGGACCUUUUAGCACAGCUUUGUAUUGCACGUUUUCAUACUAUACUAUAUACUGUGCUGUACUGUGUAUCGUAGUGCAGAAUAGUCAACCAUUAAAUGGGUGGCAAGUUGUUGAAAAUAUGCAAUACUACCCUACCACCUUCACCAAAUGACUUAAGACCUCAGUGUAUAUAUUUUGAACGUCACCUGGCCUUUACAUGCGGAAGUGCAUAACAUAGUUACUUCUAGUACACUUUUACUUUAUAUAGGCUGAGGGUGAGUCCAAGGCAUUUGGUCUAUAACUGAACAGACGGUCCAACCUAAAUUCAUUAGAUGUCAUUCGAUGACAAGGGGUUCUUAAGCAAACGGUGCACAAAACUGUCUGGUUUCAUGGAAGUCAGCAUGUAAGGACAACAGAAACAUCAUCAAUGCAAAAAGCCACUCUUCCUUUUCUCGCUGUGUUCUGUUUGUGAUGUCAUAGCUUCUCUCUUGUACAUAGGUGUACUAUAAGCACCGUGUGGGAAAUUAAUGAAGAGUUAACUGUGCUCAACACUGUCAACCUCUAAAGUAGUCUUUUAUAAAGAAUUAAUUAGACUGGCUAUAUUGAUACUAAGUGUAUAUUUUGACUCCUCUACAACAUAAAAUAAACUGUAUUUUCCACCUU
This is a messenger RNA of Clupea harengus (Atlantic herring), 3796 nucleotides long. It is a transcript of the gene gcc1, whose product is annotated as GRIP and coiled-coil domain containing 1. NCBI's taxonomy places the organism in Eukaryota, Metazoa, Chordata, Actinopteri, Clupeiformes, Clupeidae. Gene Ontology annotation, cellular component: Golgi apparatus. The record is from RefSeq and is a predicted model, not a curated record.